AGAUUGAGAGAUAUAGAUUGAGAGAGCGAGAGCUAGGAACCGGCAGUGAGCUCGGACGAUUCGCAGUUGAAUCCAUGGUUGUCGAAUUUGGUGGAUGAUUGCAAGCUUGUGAUCCGAUAGUGUCCCUGGAAAUGGAACGCCUCAUCGCCUCGUGCGAGAGAGGUCAAUAUUUUUCGUGUCGAAGGUCGAACCAGCCGCAGCUUCUGAGCCCAAUUGGAAACGAGGGAUCGUCAAGUGGCGGAGACGACGGCGGCGAGAGUGAAAAUAUCUCGAGUGGAAGGUGACGAAGGGAGGGAGGCCGGAGGUGGUUGGUUAGUCGAUGCGCUAUAGACCCCUUGCUGCCAGGAAGAAGCUUUGAGUGAGGUCUCGAGAGUUGUUGUUCGAUUGUGUUCCCCGCAGUGCCAUUUUUGUGUUUUCCCAACUCGAGAAGGUCGCUGAGAUGACUGCCACUACCGAAGACAGGUCGAUGGAUCCCAAAACCGCAACAGCCGUGAUGUCCAUGGCCGGACGGGCCGUGCGUGCAUGCGACGUCUGCGGGCGCGACCGCGCUCGAUGGUAUUGCGCCGCCGACGAAGCUUACCUUUGUGGACGCUGCGACAAUUCCAUUCACUGCGUCAAUGCUUUGGCGUCGCGCCACGAGCGCGUGCGCCUGAACCCCAAUGGAACGGCAUGCAAGGGCGGCGAGCGCACCUCGUCCAAGUCCUUCCCCGGGCUGCAAAUCCGGAAGAGCAGCAAAUCCCUGAAGCACCACGUGAACCCCAAGAUGCGCAUGAUCAAGGACGAAAUGCUCGCGCAAAGUUUUUUCUCCAACCCCGACGACACCUCGCGAGUGCCCGGGUACCCCGAGAGCCUUCCGGAGGACGAAAGCUCGCGGCUCGGCCUCCCCGCCUACGUCCCCGAUCUGCAAGCAUCCGUGGACGACCUCGGAGGGGACGGCAGCGCCAGCGAUGGGUUUCCCAUGGACAUGCCCCAGGAGCUGGAUUCUCUCGAGAGGGGCGACGAGGACUGCGUCGGCGGGAGCGACGAUGAGUACCUGGACUUUACAGACAUCGUCACCGAGGCGGAUUUUCUCGAUGACAAAGGAGACGAGGGAUCUGUGUUCAGUCAAGACGACAUCAAAUCAGAACACUGUCACGAUGCCGUGAAGAACGAGGGGUUCGGCCAAUUCCAGCCCGUCUGCAACGACGGCUUCGAGUCGAUUAAUGUCAAAGUGGAGAAGGACGGGUCGUUGUUCCACCAGACGCAACAGUUCAGUGAGGAGGGCCAGACUAAGUGCCUGUCGCUGAAAUUGAAUUACGAGGACGUCCUGAGCGCAUGGUCGGGACGAGGUCCGCUGUGGACUGAGGAUGGGGGCCAACCCCAAACCGUGCCAAUUCUCUCGAAUAUUGAUAUGGCGCUGAACCUGGACCUCGAGAGCUACCACAGAGAACAAUUAGGCGAGGUCCCCGUGCUCGGGAUGGGAGAGGAGGUGUCGGAAGUCGGAGUCGGACGAGAGGCUCGAGUCAUGAGAUAUCGAGAAAAGCGCCGCACUCGACUCUUCUCCAAACAGAUACGAUACGAAGUGCGCAAGCUGAACGCCGAGCGCCGCCCACGUAUGAAGGGCCGCUUCGUCAAGCGACUGCCGCCAUGAUUGUGGGGUACCUUUCUGCUUCUCUUCGGGGCCCCGGUACAUCGAGCGGUGAUAUGUUUUUAGUUAUUAUCAUGAAUUUAGUUAGGGAGGAGGGAGAGGGAGAGAUUGGAGAGACCGAGACCGAGCGGAAGAAGAGAUGUACAAAUUUGACGACAUAUCCAAGCGGAACGCUUUUGUGAAUUAGUAAGUUCGAGCAGAGAGAAUGGAAGAUUUCGCCUGAUAGUCCACCUGCUUUCAUGCACGUGGGAAGGAGCACUUGAAAAUAAAGACCGUGCGAAAAUGUACAAAUGCGCUGAUUAUUCCAGCUGAAAUCCAUAAAUUUUUGAUUACCUACUCG
Messenger RNA from Marchantia polymorpha subsp. ruderalis, 1967 nucleotides. NCBI's taxonomy places the organism in Eukaryota, Viridiplantae, Streptophyta, Marchantiopsida, Marchantiales, Marchantiaceae. The record is from the annotation of a GenBank genome assembly.